AUGGUAAGUCUCACCGAUCUCCCCGAGAAGCUGAUUGUGGAAAUUUGUCGUCAAAUUUGCUUCGGCCGAGCGACUUGGAAGCGAUUAAUCAACAGACAUGGACUUCCUUCCCAAGUCGGCCAACGCAAGGAGAAGAAUGCCGUUGCAAACCUCGCAGCUACAUGCAAGUUGCUACACAGAGUUGCGACCCCAGAACUCCGAAGACAUAUCCUUGUCACAGAUUACGCUGGCCCAAGUAGCGCACUGCAGCUAUCCACACUGCUGGACUGUGUUGCCGCGGAUCCGGUUGCUUUCGCCCCAUCAGUCGAACAUGCCUUCCUUCAAUUUGAUUGGGACAAUGCGAGACUACUCAAAGAACUCGGUGAGAUGGGCCGACUUCGUCUUGCUACGAAACGGGCGAGGGAGGCUGGCCAGAUCGUCUUGUCGGACGAAGGCUACCGAGCAUCACAACACAAUGCAUACUAUCUUCAUACAGAUAAGCUUGCAGUUGCAUUCCUGAGCCAGCUGAACAAUCUCAAGGAGCUUAAGCUUGAACGCGAUGGAGUUGUCUUGACUGCUAUGGCACUGUACGUUCAGACGCACUACCAAUCCUUUCUUCCUUGUCUUGAGUCCCUCACGCUCUGGUGUAGUGAGUAUGGGAUGCUCAAGGCACAGGGAUCCUGCAUUGUUGCCAGUAUAGCACACUUCGGAAAAAGACUGAAAGCUGUGGAAAUUUGUGGUAUCCCGAUUGAGAGUGUCAGCGUCUCGACCUUCAAAAACUUAACCUCGGUCAAACUCAUGGACGCAUCCAUACAGCUGGAAUUACUGCGCCCUUUGUUGAGUCAGUGUCGCCUCGAGGAGUUCGUGUUCUGUCGCGCCCGAAACCACAGCUUCAGCGCGGCUGAUGUUAUCGACGCCCUCACGCCGAGCGCGGAUACCUUGAGAUCUCUCUUCCUUACUCUGGGUGAUUAUUGA
Colletotrichum gloeosporioides is the source of this 954-nucleotide messenger RNA. RefSeq lists its product as uncharacterized. Bases 1 to 954 code for a protein of 317 amino acids. The transcript has a single exon. NCBI's taxonomy places the organism in Eukaryota, Fungi, Ascomycota, Sordariomycetes, Glomerellales, Glomerellaceae. The record is from RefSeq and is a predicted model, not a curated record.